AUGUCCGCCGCAGCACUGCCCGCCCAGCCCGGGCCCCUCCGCCCCGCCGUGGGCCCCGAGGGCACGGCGCCAAAGGAGCGGACGGGCCGCCCGUCGCCGCCGCCGCCGGGGCUCUGGCUCGCGGCGCACGGCCAGCACCCCGCCGGGGAGGCCGCGGCGCCCGCCGGCCUCGGCCCACCGCCGACCACCGCGGGCCCCGCGGAGCUCGGGGAGGGAGGCGCCCGCGGCGCGCGCGCGCUGCCGCGGGGCCACGCGGCGGCGCUGUGGGCCAGGAUGGACGACGGCGCGCUGUUGGCGGUGCCUCCGGGGCUCGCCCCGCCGCCGGGGGCCCCGAGCCACGGCUCCAGCCUGCACGCUGCCAGGCGCUGCACGCCCUGCAACUGGUUCUGGAAGCCCGGGGGCUGCCAGCUCGGGGCCAGCUGCAGCUGCUGCCACGCGUGCCCCGCGGAGGCGCUGAGGCAGAGGAAGUGGACGAAGAAGGAGAGGGUAAAGCGUGAGGCCGCCUUGCUGAGGCUGCGGGAGCUCAGUGGGUUCUUUGCCGCUCCCUUCCCUCCCCUGUCUGAGGCAGUGUGGUCGUGUGGGCCGGAAGGCCCGUGGUCCUUGACGCUUGGGUGCUUAGGUGAUGCCUGCGACGACGCACGAGAGGAGUCAAUGUAG
Messenger RNA from Prorocentrum cordatum, 657 nucleotides. Lineage: Eukaryota; Dinophyceae; Prorocentrales; Prorocentraceae. The record is from the annotation of a GenBank genome assembly.